Messenger RNA from Telopea speciosissima, 853 nucleotides. RefSeq names its product phosphatidylinositol N-acetylglucosaminyltransferase subunit P. The record is from RefSeq and is a predicted model, not a curated record. The coding region runs from base 151 to 651 and encodes 166 amino acids. The transcript has 4 exons. Lineage: Eukaryota; Viridiplantae; Streptophyta; Magnoliopsida; Proteales; Proteaceae.
GCCUUACUUUUCAUGAUUUGUUGGUGUUGCCAACAUCUGUCAUAGGAUGUCCACUCCAUAACCUACAUGAUAUUGACUUUGCAGCUUCUUCGUGUGGGGGCCUUCUGGUAACAGGUUCUCUAGCGAGCUCAAGUAUUGAAAGUGUAAACAAUGGCAGAUUCUUAUUCUGUUAACAGCCCAAGAAGAAUUCUGAGUCUAUCAAAGGAGAGGGCAACGGUGUCUUUUUCAGAUCCUGACGACAAGGUUUCUGGAUUUGCAGUAUCUGAGGAACAUGGCCCAAAACCUUCUGAGGUUUAUGGUUUUGUAGGGUCCAUUUCAACUGUUGUCACCACAGUUAUUUUCUUGGGGUGGGCAUAUAUUCCUGAACCGUGGCUACAUUCUAUAGGAAUCACAUACCAUCCUAGCAGGUAUUGGGCAUUGGCAGUUCCAGUUUACGCUAUGGUUACAGUAGUAUUAGCCAUGGUACUUUACAUUGGUCUGAACUUCAUGGCAACACCCCCUCCAACUUCCUUGAACACAAUAUUUGAUGAAUACAGUAGAUCACCUUCAAGCGUUGUGCCUUCUGUGAAAGAAGACGAGCGUCCAAUUGAACCAAUAUUUGAUAUGUGCAUCAGCCAAGUAAAUGAUCUCAUGUUCAAUUCUGCAAAUUGAUCCGAUGCAAUUUGAUAUUUAUGGUUUCUAAUCCCCCUCCCCCCCCCCCCCCCACCACUUCAACAUUAUAAUAAUAUAUUUUCUGUCUUGUCCCUUUUUUGAAAGACAACCUUUAUGAGUUUGAUUGGUGACAACAGUAAAUGUAUUUGGAUAAAGUUCGUGAGGUGUGCAAACAUCACUAAAAUGUAUAGUUUUGCGAUUA